Molecule: messenger RNA, 2835 nt
Organism: Sparassis crispa
Lineage: Eukaryota; Fungi; Basidiomycota; Agaricomycetes; Polyporales; Sparassidaceae
Product: 26S proteasome regulatory subunit rpn-1
Exons: 12
Coding region: 1-2835 (944 amino acids)
Biological process (GO): regulation of protein catabolic process; proteasome-mediated ubiquitin-dependent protein catabolic process
Cellular component (GO): proteasome regulatory particle, base subcomplex; proteasome storage granule; nucleus
Molecular function (GO): enzyme regulator activity
Source: RefSeq, a predicted model, not a curated record
AUGGCAGACCUAUCCAAAUUCGCCAUCUCAGUCAAAGCAGACGACCCGAAGAAGAAAGACAAAGAGCCAGAGAAAGUUGGCGAGGGGAAGAAGAAGGAAGAUGACAAGCAGGGCGACCUGUCGGAAGAGGAUAUUCAGCUCCAGAAUGAGCUGGAAAUGCUCUUUGAACGUUUGAAGGAGUCCGACACCGAAUUGUACCGGUCUGCGUUGGAGACACUCCGGACAUUAAUCAGGACGUCAACGUCAUCAAUGACAUCUGUGCCGAAGCCGCUCAAAUUCCUUCACCCUCACUACCCUGAGCUGCAGAAGCUGUACGAGACAUGGCUGCCCUCGGAGAACAAGAGUCUCUUUGCCGAUAUACUAUCCGUACUCGCCAUGACAUAUUCUGACACGCAACCUCGAGGGACUCUGCGCUACCGUCUACUCUCCGCGUCGCUCCGUCCACCUUCGUCACCACUCGCCGACCCCGGCUCGUGGGGACAUGAGUAUGUCCGUCAUCUUGCAGCAGAACUCGGCGAUGAGUACCGCUCACGCACACUUGAAGAAGAAGAAGAGAAGCCGGACGUUGACAAGGAGACGGCGAAGGUAGAAAUUGUCGGCACCGUGAAUGACCUUUAUGCGUUGGCUAUGGAAUGCGCAACGUUCCUGCUUCACCACAAUGCAGAGCCAGACGCUGUUGACUUGCUGGAAGAACUCGAGAUCGCGUACCGGAUAUCAGAGAUCGUGGACGACAAUACGUACGAACGGGUAUGCCAGUACAUGAUUGCAUGUGUGAACCUCCUGCCAGCCUCGGAAGUCGUUUCAUUCCUGCGCACGGCACACCAGAUCUACGUUCAACACCACAAAUUCCCCCAAGCACUCACGCUGUCAAUUCGUCUCGGCGAUCCAGACCUGAUCCGGAGCGACUUCGACGCGCCUGCGAACCCGCUCAUGAAACGCCAACUGGCCUUCCUCCUCGCGCGUGCGCAGGUGCCAAAAGAAUGGCUCGACCCGCCAUCUACCCCCGACGCGGACGAGGAAGUGCCCGAGCUUCCCGAGGAUCUCCUCGAAUGCCUGAGCAACACCCGGUUGAGCGCGCACUUCCGCGAUUUUGGCAAGGAGCUGGGCGUGCUGGAAGCCAAGAGCCUCGAAGACGUGUACAAGUCCCACUUGGAGAACACAAGGUCGACUACAGCGAAUGUUGAUUCUGCCAGGGCGAAUUUGGCAGGAACGUUCGUGAACGCCUUUGUCAACGCCGGGUUUGGCAAUGACAAGCUCAUGGUCGAGGCCGAGGAAGGGAACAGUUGGAUCUACAAGAACAAGGAUCAUGGCAUGAUGAGCGCUGCCGCGAGUCUCGGUCUCAGUCUGCUAUGGGACACGGAUGUCGGCUUGAGUCAUGUGGACAAGUACACCUACUCUGCGGAAGAGCACAUCAAGGCAGGGGCUCUCCUUGCGACAGGUAUACUGAACACUGGUGUUCGAACUGAGGCAGACGCGGCACUGGCUCUCCUCGGCGAGUACGUUGAGAACAAGUCGGUACCACUGAAGACGAGUGCCAUCGUCGGCCUUGGCCUUGCCUAUGCCGGAUCAUACCGUGAAGACCUGCUGGCCGUGCUCACACCACACGUCGCGGACGAUAGCGUGUCGAUGGAGGUCGCGUCGUUGUCUGCCCUUGCCUUGGGUUUCAUCUUUGCCGGGAGCGCGAACGGCGAGAUCGCCAGCGUGAUCCUGCAGACGCUGAUGGAGCGCGACGAGAAGCAGCUUGAAGAAAAGUGGGCGCGGUUCAUGGCGCUCGGUCUUGCUCUGCUCUACCUCGGCACGCAAGAGCAGUCGGACGCGACUAUCCAGACUUUGCGCGCUAUUGACCAUCAAGUCUCCAAGCAGGCGGAGAUCCUUGUCGACAUGUGUUCCUACGCUGGCACCGGUGAGGUACUGAAGGUUCAGGCAUUGCUCCAUCAUUGUGAUGAGCAUAUCGACAAGACACCGAAGGAGAAGGAGAAGGAGAAAGAGAAGCAGCCGGAAGGUACACCGGAAGAGCCCGUCAAGGACGACACGUUCCAGGCGUUCGCAGUCUUGGGCAUUGCUUUGGUCGCGAUGGGUGAAGAGAUCGGCUCGGAGAUGUCACUACGACAGUUCAACCAUCUCAUGCAUUACGGAGAACCAGUCAUCCGGAAAACCGUACCACUUGCGCUGGGCCUCGUGAGCGCAUCAAAUCCACAACUCCCCAUCCUCGAUACGCUCUCCAAGUACAGCCACGAUAACGACCUGCAAGUUGCGCUCAACGCCAUCUUCGCAAUGGGCCUUGUCGGUGCAGGCACGAACAACGCGCGACUCGCGCAGAUGCUGCGGCAGCUAGCAGGCUACUAUCACAAAGAACCCGAUUGUCUUUUCAUGGUCCGCAUAGCGCAGGGCCUUGUUCAUAUGGGCAAGGGCACAAUCACGAUCAACCCCUUCUUCUCGGAUCGCAACAUCAUGAGCAAAACGGCUGUGGCUGGUCUUCUGGCGACACUGACCGCAUUCACCGAUGCGAAAGCAUUCGUACUCGAUAAGUAUCACUGGAUGCUGUACUUCCUCGUCACUGCGAUGUAUCCGAGGUUCUUGAUCACGCUCGACGAGGAGCUGAACAGCCUCCCUGUGACUGUCCGUGUCGGUCAGGCUGUUGACGUAGUGGGACAGGCCGGGAAGCCAAGAACGAUCUCCGGCUUCCAGACGCAUCAGACGCCCGUGCGGUUGGGCACGACAGAACGGGCAGAGUUGGCGACGGAGGAGUACAUACCAUUCGCGCACAUCCUGGAAGGCUUCGUCGUCCUCCAGAAAAACCCGGGGUGGGAGAAAGAGGACAAGAUGGAGUUGUAG